CGCGAGCACAGCGGCGGAAGAGCAGCAGCAGCAGCAGCUGUCAACUCGGGGUCGACGCUCCGGUCGCCAAUCGCACCACCGUCGCGAUAGGAAACCCCAACGAGCCAGCUUCGAUCCACGCCUACCUAUCGCUGGCGGGCCAUGGCCGAGGGGACAGGCUGCGAGGCGUCGAAAGCGUGCUUGGCCAAGAUAGUGAUGGUGGGUGACUCCUUCGUGGGGAAAACCUCUAUCCUCGGGCGAUACACCGACCUUUGCCCCACCGCCCUGGCGCCGCUGCCUUCCUAUAUCACCACCGUCGGCAUUGAUUUCAAAGUGAAAACAAUUUCAUGUGAUAAUACAACUAUGAAACUUCAAAUAUGGGACACUGCUGGCCAGGAAAGAUUUCAUACAUUUACUACUGGUUUUUUCCGAGGAGCACAUGGAUUUGUUCUUGUUUAUGAUAUCACAAAUGCAAAAAGCUUUCAAGGAAUUGCACACUGGAUGAAAGAUAUAUAUGAGAAAGCAGGUGAAAAUACGGACAUAAUACUGCUGGGUAACAAGUGCGAUAAGGAAGCAGAACGUGUAAUUUCAAAAAACAGAGGCGAAAAGGUGGGUAUGUAUUAAAAGGGAUUGCCAUACUUUGGGUUAUAUUACAAAAAUAUAAACU
Python bivittatus (Burmese python) is the source of this 646-nucleotide messenger RNA. The record is from RefSeq and is a predicted model, not a curated record. NCBI's taxonomy places the organism in Eukaryota, Metazoa, Chordata, Lepidosauria, Squamata, Pythonidae.